This is a messenger RNA of Volvox carteri f. nagariensis, 2337 nucleotides long. RefSeq lists its product as uncharacterized. NCBI's taxonomy places the organism in Eukaryota, Viridiplantae, Chlorophyta, Chlorophyceae, Chlamydomonadales, Volvocaceae. The transcript has 5 exons. Bases 1 to 2337 code for a protein of 778 amino acids. The record is from RefSeq and is a predicted model, not a curated record.
AUGUGCGAGGCGUCCCGACCCGACACGGAGCCGCAGACGCAAACACAAGCCACAUCCGAAUCCCAGCCACACGGCGAUGCUCGUGACCAGGAAAUAUCACCCACGAGCCGUACCCUCGCCCGCAUUGGCUCCCGUGCCCGGGCUGCCGCUGCAGCUUCCCGGCCGCCGGCGGACCCAGAAGUCGCGGAGUCGUCCCCGGAUGAACAGCAUCGCCGUCGCGGUAGCAGCGGCGGUGGCGCCUCCGCGGCUACCACACGGGAUGGCGGUGGUGACGACCCGGGCCCCAGCGGCCGCGGGCCCCCUCCACUUGAAAAGCAAGGUAGCCUCCGAAGCUCGGCUCGGGGCCGGAAGCAGCAGCAACCCGUCGCCGCCGCUGCCAGCGCGGAGGCAGCAGCGGCAGCAGCAGAGGGUGCGGAGGGCAGCAGCGGCGGUGGUGUCGCCAGCGCAGCCCGGCACACGCGACACAGCACGCGUGGCGUGGGCGCUGCUGUCAGGCGGAGCCAAGGUGGAGGAGACGAGGCAACGGGGUCGCCCCCGCCGCCGCCGCCGGCGGCAGAUGCGACGGAGGACACCCCUGUCAUUUCCACACGACGCAGCACGCGCAAGGGGGUUACUGGCUCAGCAGCGCCGCCGUUGCCGCCGACGGUGCAACCCACAUCACCUGGCAAUGCAGGGCAAGGCGCGGGGAUGCACGAGGAUGAGGCCGUGCCGACGGUGGUGGUGGCGGCAGCGGCGACAGCGCCGAGUGUUGCCUCGCCGGCGGCGGCGGCAGCAGUGGCGGCAGCCGCACCGGAGCCGGAGCCGAUACGAGAUGAUGAUGGGGCAGGGGCUGACGCUGAGGGUAAUGUCUCCAGGACGCGGAACGGUACGGCAGCAGCCGCCACCGCCACCGCUACCGGCAAGCUAGCCGCGUCGGCGCGCGCAAAGGGACGCUUUGGCGCGGGUCGCGGCGGCACACGCGGCGGGCAGCGGCGGGGUUCGGCGGCUGCGGCGGAGGAGAAGGCGGAGGAGGCCGAGGCGGCCGUCGUGCCAGCGGAGGCGGCACAGCUGCCGUCGCCGCCACCACCACCACCACCGCCGCAGAGUGUUGCGGAUCCCACCGCCAAGGUGCCGCCAGCGGAAGCUGCUGCUGCGGCGGCGGAGCCGCCGCCCACGGCGCUAGCGCGCGAGCCCAAGGCUGCUGAUGACAUCAUCAUGGAGGAUGCACAGGGCUCGGUGGCGUCCCCGCCGUCCAGUCAGCGACACAAGCGUCAGCGCUCGGAAGCCCUGCUGCCAAGCGCCGUCGCCACAGCCGGGACGGCCCCGGCUGCCGCGCCUCCUGUGCCGGCUGCCGCCACCGCCGCCGGCGCCGCCACGGCCGGUGGUGACCCCGACGGGGAGGAAGCCCCGGGGGCCAGGGCUGGCACGCAAGCGGUCAAAGCGCCGGCGCUGCCGCCGCCUGCGGCGGCAGCGGCCGCUGCCGCUGGCGGCAACGGCAGUGGCGUCAGCGGCGGCGGCAGUUUUGAGGGCCGAAUCUCAGAUCGCAUCUCCGCAGCCCUGACCAAAUUAGAGCAGGCCCGCAGCCAGGAGGCGGAGGCGGUUUCGGAGCUUAAUAGCUGCGCGCAGGCGCUGUAUGACCAUCCUUUCAACUUUCAGUCGUACAAGAACUCCCGGCUAGCGGCCAUGGUGAUGCGCGCCAGCAAGACCGCCGCCAAGGCGGUGGCGGGGGGUGCGCUGACGGGGGAGGGCGGGCUGCAGCCGCUGGCUCAGGUGGCGGCGGACAUGAAGGGCAUCGUCGCCGUCAUCAAGCGAUUGAACGAGGCCAAGGUGGGACAGACGCAGGAGUCACUGCGGGACGCCAUGAACAAUCUGGGCAUACAGGCGCCGCCUCCGGCGUCGGCGCCUCCUGCGCCGGCGCCGGCGCCUUCGGCGCCGCCUCCGCCGGCCGCCGCCGACGUGGCGGUGGCGGACGCAGCGGUGCCUGCGCCUUCGGCACCGCCAUACAGCCAGCACAUCGUCUCAGCCUUUGCGACAACGGGGGAGCCGCUGCGCGACAAGGCCAUUGCCGUACUGGCGCACGCGCUGAGCGGCGCGACGCCUGUACAGCCCGUACAGGCAGCGCUGGCCAUUGAGGCGCAGUUAGCACGCCAGCUCGGUACGCCUGGCGCCGGCGGCGAGUCGUACCUUGCCCGGCUCCGCUGGCUGUGCGACUUGCUCGCCAGCGACGGCGCGCACUUCGUACCUGAGGUGGGACGACUUGUGCUGGAAGGGAGGCUCAGCGCGGAGGACCUCGUGGCAUUUGAGGGUGGUGGCGGUGCGGCCGCCGCCAUGCCGCCACCACUGCCCCAGCUGCGGUAG